This is a messenger RNA of Entrophospora sp. SA101, 495 nucleotides long. Lineage: Eukaryota; Fungi; Glomeromycota; Glomeromycetes; Entrophosporales; Entrophosporaceae. The record is from the annotation of a GenBank genome assembly.
AUGUCUUCUGUUCAAUUGACUACAAUUGAUAAUUUUAAAGAAUUUGUUAUUGAAUCAAUAUCACAAAACUUUAAAGAACAAUUGUCGUUUUUGGAUAAAAUUCCAGAAAAAGAAUUCGAAAAAAAUUACUUUGAAGAAAAUAUAAAAGGACAAUCGAGAAAUUUAAAACGAAAAAAAUUAGUGAUUAUGAAGAGUCAACGCCAAUUAGUCAAGAACCAAUUACUUCGUCAACGAAUUAGAUUUACAACAUCACAAUUUUCUCCCUAUUAUGAAACGACUAAUAAUAACGGCAACGACAGCAACGAUAAUAGCGACAAUAAUAAAAGCACGUACUCAAUUGAAGCCAUAUCACGUGCUAAAAACACUAUAGCAUUUUUUAGAGCUUUAAAUUCAGGAUGUUUUCGUAAUUUGGAUCCAAAUAUAAAUUCAAAUGUUGAAGAAGUGCGUUCUGACCUUCUAAGCCUAUCCAUGGUUUCCUAUCAUCGAGAAAAAUAA